UUUCCUUCUCUGUUCUCUCCCCUUUCAAUCAACCAAGAUUCAAAUCUUUAGCAGUAAAAUUUCCUUUCUUUGCAAUCCUAGAAAACAGUGCUGCAAUUGCUUGAAUUGUCACACCAUCUUCAAAUGUCUGCAAACAUCGAUUUUCUAUUGCAGGCCACUAGGAUUCUCAAUCUUGUUUUGGAGGGGGGACAUUACCCCAAUGAUUUCUUCUCUUAUACUCUUAUUGAAGAUCUCUGUGAGAAUGGAAAGCUUGAGGAAGCACAAAAUCUCCUUGUAACAAUGCUGAACAAGGGACUCAAUCUAGAUGCAAUCAUCACCAAUACAAUGGUACACUACCUAUGCAGGGAAAACAAACCUGGAAGCGCUGCAAAAUUCCUGAUGUUAAUUCUGGAAAAAGGCUACAAAAUUGACCCCAUCACCUUAAAAUCUCUGAUAGACUUCUUCAACAGAAAUGAAAACGUGCAGGAAGCCACAAGCCUUCUGCAAGGAAUUUUAGGUAAGGGCCACAAACCCAAUUCUUUUAUUUACAAUAUGUUUGUGGGCUGUCUUUGCAAUGUGGGGAAGCCUGAAGGGGCCACUACUCUUAUACAAUGCUUGUUAGACAAGGGGUACAAUCCCAAUUCCAUCAUCACUCUUGGCAGUUUCAUAGAUAGUCUUUGCAAGGAAAAGAAGUUUGAUGAUGCAAUGCGUAUGUUCCAGAUGAUGCUGAAUAUGGGUCACAUUGCUAAUUCGACCACCGUUAAUAAUUUGGUUAUGGGUCUUUGUAAGGACUGUAAGACAAGGCAGGCUGCAGAUGUUCUGCACAGUAUGCUGGAAAAGGGCUACGACCCGGAUGAAAUUAUAUUUGAUAAUGUUGUCUGCUUUCUUUGUGACGAGGGCAGUAUUUAUCUAGUCCAGGACUUGGUGCAUAGUAUGUUGUCAAAAGGCCACGGCUUGAAUUCUGUUACAUGUAAAAUCUUGGCAGAAAAAAUCUGCAGGAAAGGCAAUUCAGAAGAGGCAACCAAGAUUUUAGAACAAAUGUUGGAAAAGGGUUAUAUACCAAAUGUCAUCACAUAUUCUAUAACGAUAGUCUGGUUGUGCAAGCAAGGCAAGCUGCAAGUAGCGAGGGUCUUUUUUGGUAGAAUGCUAGACAAGGGUUAUUACCCUGAUGCCAUUGCCGCCUCAGUUCUGAUCAAUUGCUUUUGCAAAGAAGGGCUUUGGGAUGCUACGAUGGAGCUAUUGCAGAAAAUGGUGGGGAGAGUAUCCAUUAUUAUGAAUGCCCCUGCAUUUGUUGCCCUGGUGAAUGGUAAAUGCAUCAAAGGUAUGUCUCAUGAAACUAGGGAUCUGCUCAUAAAAAUCCCUGUUGGUGGUCAUGGACAUGAUCAAUAUGUUAUGUAUAAUGCUUUAAUUCACAAGUUUUGCAUGUGUGGUAGCAUGUACGAGGCAAAGUUUCUCCUCAAAGAAAUUGUAGAGAAAAGUCAGAAGCUGCCUGUUAUGGCAUAUGCUCACCUGAUAAACUGUCUAUGUAAUUUAGGCAUGGUUUUAGAAGCCAAUAAACUCUUUAGUGAGAUCGUCGACAACGGCUAUAAACCUAGUACGGUAACAUACAAUGUUUUAUUGGAAGGCCUUUGUAAGCAUGGUAUGUUGGAGGAUGCCAAGACGCUGCUCAAAAAGAUGUUGGAGAGGCGACACAGCCCUUAUAUUUUGGCAUACAGGGCACAGACGAAUGCUGCUUGCAAGGAUCAGAAGUUCAAAAAAUUAAGGCUUUUUGAGGAAGUGUUAGAGAACGAACAGGAUUUAAGUAAUCUUACAUAUAAAACCUUGGUAGAUAGUAUUUACAAGCCAGAUAAGGGUCCUGAAUUUUAUGUCAGGUCAAUACAGGCAAUUGGGUAUUUUAAAUUAAAGCGGGUAGGCUUGUUCAUGGGCAUUUGUUGUAAGAUCUGUUGCAUGGAGCACGAUAUCAUUCCUUCAUUUCACAGCAAGAUUAUGGAGAGUGGCGCUUUUGUAAUCUCUGGCUGGUUUCUUUAUGGGUUUUUGUCUACCUGUUUUGUAUCUCUAUUAAUUAUCUACACGCUCAGGUAUAUAAGCAGGGUGCGAAAUAUUGUUAAGAGACAGCUCUCCAGAUGUUUGCGUUCCUCACUGCAUCUAAUAACUCCAAUUGAUAAUAGUCUCUCACAAGCUUCUAGACUUUUUAAUCUGACCAUUGAAGGGAAUCAUUCUCUGAAUUUGUUCUUCUUCCACACACUCAUUGAAGAUCUCUGUGAUAGUGGAAGGCUUGAAGAGGCUGAAAAUCUCCUCCAAACAAUGUUGAACAAAGGACUAAUUCCUGAUGCAGUCACCACCAAUAAAUUGAUACACCAGCUUUGCACGGAGAACCAGCCCAAACAAGCUGCAAAUUUUCUGAUGCUAAUGCUGGAAAAGGGAUAUCAAAGUGAGCCCAUCACCUUAAAAUAUCUUAUAGAUUGUUUCAGCACAAUGGGCAACAUGCAGCAUGCUAUUAAGCUUUUGGAAGCAAGUCUGGAUAAGGGCCACAUACCCAAUUCUGUUAUUUACAGUACAGCUGUGGGUUGCCUUUGCAAUGGAGGAAAGGCUGAAGAGGCCACUGCCCUUAUACAAUGCUUAAUGGAUAAGGGCUACAAUCCCAACACCACCAUUACUCUCAAUAAUUUCAUGGACAUCCUCUGCAAGAAAAAGAAGUUCUCUGAUGCAGUGCAGAUAUUCCUGAUAAUGUUGGAUAAGGGUCACAUUAGUGAUGUGACCACCAUUAAUAAUUUGGUCAUGGGUCUUUGCAAGGACUGCAGGACAAAGCAGGCUGCAGAGGUUUUGCAUAGAAUACUGGAGAAGGGCUGCGAUCCAGGUGAAAUUGCCAUUGAUAACCUUGUGGGUUUUCUUUGUGAUGAAGGUGAGUUUCGUCUACUCUUGGGCUUGGUGCAUGAUAUGUUGUCAAAAGGACGUGUAUUGAGUCCCAUUACAUGUAAUAUGUUGACAGAAAAACUUUGUAGGAGAGGUAAUUCAGAAGAGGUUAUGAAGGUUUUACAUCAGAUGAUGGAGAAGGGUUAUGAACCUAAUGUUAUCACAUAUUCUAUAAUGACCGUCUGGUUGUGUAAACAAAGGAAGUUGCAAGAAGCUAGGGAUUUCUUUUGUGGUAUGCUAGAAAAGGGUUACUGUCCUGAUGUCAUUACAUCCUCAAUUCUGAUCAACUGUUUUUGCAAAGAAAGGCUUUGGGAAACAGCAUUAGAUCUGUUGCAUAAAAUGGCGGGGAGAGGACUUAUAAUUAACAUUAACACUCCCACUUUUGUUGCCCUGUUAAAUGGACAAGGCGUGAAAGGCAUGUCUCAUGAAACCAUGAAUUUGUUCGUGAAAAUUGUUGUUGGGAGUCACAGACAUGAUCAAUAUGUUAUGUGUAAUGCUUUUAUUUAUAAGCUUUGCUUGCAAGGCAGUCUGUCUGAGGCAAAGUCUAUCUUGAAGGAGAUUUCAGAGAAAGGCCAGAAGCCUCCUUUAAUGGCGUAUGCUCACCUGAUAAACUGUAUGUGUAAUUCAGGCAUGGUUUUUGAAGCUAGUGGACUCUUUAGUGAUAUUUUGGACGAUGGUUAUGAGCCAAGCACCGUAACAUACAAUAUUCUAUUGAACGGGUUUAGCAAGCAAGGUAAGUUGGAUGAUAUCAAGGGAUUGCUAAAAAAGAUGUCAGAGAGAGGACACAGUCCUUAUGUCUUGGCAUACAAGACAGGGAUGGAUGCCCUUUGCGAAGAUCAGUAGUUGCAAAAACUAGGAGCUCUUCAGGAGAAAGGAUCAAGAUUUGUUUGAAUAAUCUUAAUUACAAAGCAUUGGUGGAUAGCUUCCACAAGGCAGAUAAGUGAGUUUUGUUUAUAUAUUUAAAUUUGGCUGUUAAAAGUGGUGCUGAUGAGAUCAUCUGUAUUGGUAAGAAAAAGCUGUGGAUAGUGUCCCAUUGAUAUUGCAAGCAGAAUAGUUGUAAGGAAAAUUUGGCUGGACAAUUCAUGGGCAUGUUGCAUUGAUUCAUUUUAAAUUUUCAAAAGAAGACGACUUAUUCCUCGCCAUUAUUUCAAGGUUGGUUAGAUGUAUGCUGGUUCAUUUGCUUGGGGAUCAAUUCGGUAUCUCUAUGUCUCUUAGCUCUCUAUCAAUUGGGGUUCAUUUGUGAACAUAAUUAGUUAGAUGAAUGGAUGUUGGUUCAUCUAUCUUUUAGUUCUCUAUUAUCAUGAUGAUGGAUCAGAGAGUGUGAUCCGAAACAUUGAUAAAAUAAUUUAGACAGUCUAAUCCAGAAACAACAUCAAAAUUUAAAUCA
Messenger RNA from Cryptomeria japonica (Japanese cedar), 4279 nucleotides. RefSeq names its product putative pentatricopeptide repeat-containing protein At1g74580. Gene Ontology annotation, molecular function: protein binding. Lineage: Eukaryota; Viridiplantae; Streptophyta; Pinopsida; Cupressales; Cupressaceae. The transcript is spliced from 2 exons. The record is from RefSeq and is a predicted model, not a curated record. Bases 124 to 3735 code for a protein of 1203 amino acids.